Molecule: messenger RNA, 1659 nt
Organism: Cololabis saira (Pacific saury)
Lineage: Eukaryota; Metazoa; Chordata; Actinopteri; Beloniformes; Belonidae
Gene: rnf41l
Product: ring finger protein 41, like
Exons: 6
Coding region: 363-1379 (338 amino acids)
Biological process (GO): regulation of canonical NF-kappaB signal transduction; tumor necrosis factor-mediated signaling pathway; positive regulation of JNK cascade
Cellular component (GO): plasma membrane signaling receptor complex
Molecular function (GO): zinc ion binding
Source: RefSeq, a predicted model, not a curated record
UCUGUGAGGACCGUGUCACAACACAGCUUUAAUGCUAAAGCAGUAAAUGCCUCAGAGCCUGACAGCCUCUUUACUUUUCUUUGUUUGGAUUUUUUUCUGCAAUUCUGUUCCUGAUCUGAUCUCGUCUGACAGCUGCCCGGCUGUAUUUUGAGACCUUGUUGUCAGGGUUACAUCUCCAUAGUUACUCUCCCAAAGGAAAGGGAGGGGUUUGCAAGGGACCCUCAUGUGGAUGGAGUAAAGAGAGACAAUAAUGAAGAAGAAAAAACUGUAGCAGAGAAGUUAGAGGGAAGGUUACCUGUGGAAGAGCAAGUGAGGUCAAAACCUACAAGAAGAGGACAGAGUUGGACUGAAACCUUUUCAGGAUGGGCUAUGAUCUGGAGAGGUUUGUUGGUUACGUGAAUGAAGGGCUGCUCUGCUGUGUUUGUCGAGACGUGCUGGAGCGCCCCCUGCAGGCCCCGUGUGAACACGCAUACUGCAGCGGCUGCAUCAGCAGCUGGCUGCUGCAUCACCACUCCUGUCCAGAGGACAGACUUCCCCUGGAUGUGAGCAGUCUCAAACCUUUGUACAGGUACAUGCGCAAUGACUUGAACCGCCUACAGGUUCGUUGCGUGAAUGCAGAGCGAGGAUGUGAGGAUGUCUGCUCCCUGGAGAGCUUGCACACACAUGAGGAUGAGUGUGAGUUUGCCUUCAUAUCCUGCUCCAACUCAGGUUGCCCUGUGCAGGUAGAGAGGCGAGGUUUGGAGGCUCACCUGUUAGAAUGUAAUUUCCGCAGCAGGGAGUGUUCCAACGGCUGUGGCCACACUCUUCUCUCCAUCGACCAGUCUCAACAUAACUGUGUCGCAGAGCUACGCACAGAGGUGGAAAUGUUGAGGGCGGAGAUGCUGUGCAAGGUGGAGGAGGUGAGACGAGAGAUGGAAUCACGGUUGGACUCGCAGAGGAGACACAUGGUGCAGAAAGAGUCACAGCUGAAGAACGAGGUUGAGGAGCUGAAGGGUCAGUUGUCGCGUGUGAUCUGUGACAUGCGCGCCCUGUUAGGAGCAGAGCGCCUGAGGAGACAGGAGCUGGCAGAAACAGAGCUGGAGAAGAGGGAACUGUUGGAGCUCCUCAGAGACCUGCAAACCACCAGAAGCCCCCAGAGUGCAGAGCAGGAAGUCCAGAACCAGCAUCAGGGGGACCAGCAGACAUCUGCCUGGCAGGUCCACACAGAGCAAAGAGAGGCUUCUUUACACGCCUCCAGUCUGUCCCUGCACUCAGCUCAGACUUCCCAUGCUGCAGGUUCUUCUUCACCUCAGCUGGGAGACGGGGUACGCAAGGGCAGCACCCGCAGUCUGACUCUGGACUGCAUCAAGAGAAGGAGCCGAGAGGUGACUGUCAUCUGAGUACAAUUAAACAAGAGCCAAGCUCUAAGAGAAUAAAUACUUACUUUGUAUGUUUAGUGUUGUUUUUGGGGUGAGUUGCAAUAAAUCAUCAGUUUGAAAACAAUACUUGUGUCCUUUCGAAUGUAUUGUGCAUUAAAUGCAAUUCUAAUGUAGACCAUUCCCAGGUGGCAAAGCAGGAUGAUGUGAAAGCGAACAUGCAUUUUGUAAAUUCAUUCGCAGCUAUUAUUUUCUUGUUAAUAACUUGAAAGAGAUCACGAUAAUGGGCCUUUCCAUUUCUAUA